ACCCACAAAUUAUCACUCAUUUAACCACGAUGUUCACAAUUGGUCUGAAGUCAUUCAGACCUGCUCAGCCAAUGGCAUCUGUAAGAUGUUUCUCCACAGCACUAGUUGCGUUCAAGGCUUUUAAACUUGUCACAACUCGUCGUGUCGCCAAAAGACAUGAUUUCCAAGUUGGUGAAGUUAGACCAAGAUACAUGCCAAAGAAAAGAGCAGCCUUCCCUGACUACAAAUAUGGUGAUGCCUUAGUUUACAAACAAAGUAAUAAAGGUUUGUAUGGUGGUCUUUUCAAAGGAUCAGGACAUCGUAUCUCAGAAUCUAAAAACAAAGUUAAUAGAACAUGGAAAGUUAAUGUUAAUAGAAAGUCAUUAUGGAGUGAAGCAUUAAAUAGACAUAUCAGAGUGAAAGUUGCAGCAAGAGUUGUUAGAACAAUUUCAAAAGAAGGUGGUGUUGAUAACUAUCUAGUCAAAGAUAAAUCUGCAAGAGUUAAAGAAUUGGGUCCAACAGGGUGGAGAUUACGUUAUCUUGUUAAAAAGGCACAAUAUCAAAAAGAAAACCCACCACAUAAAGAUGCUCCAAAUUUUAAAACAACAGAUGGUAAAUUGGGUACUGUUUAUUUCCAAAAUUUAAAAAUUGAUGGCUAUGAAACUCCAUUAAAUCUAACAGUUGGUAAAAGAAAAUUGACCAAGAUCUUAUUUAAACGUGAAAUCCUUGAAGCAAAAGCAAAAGGUGAAAAAAUAACUCUUAAGGGAUUAGCUGACAAAUAUUUAGACUACACAGUUGAACAAUUAGCUACUGCUCUUCAUAACUUUGGAUAUGAUUUAAACGAAAUAAGUUAUUCAGGUGACUACAUAAUACCUAAAGGCCCAAAGAGAAAAGCUUUAAGAGCUUAA
Molecule: messenger RNA, 887 nt
Organism: Hansenula anomala
Lineage: Eukaryota; Fungi; Ascomycota; Saccharomycetes; Phaffomycetales; Wickerhamomycetaceae
Gene: MRPL24
Product: mitochondrial 54S ribosomal protein bL28m
Exons: 1
Coding region: 30-887 (285 amino acids)
Cellular component (GO): mitochondrial large ribosomal subunit
Molecular function (GO): structural constituent of ribosome
Source: RefSeq, a predicted model, not a curated record